UUUCAGGAAAAUGUUCCUAAGUUCAUUACUUCAGUCUGCUUUUAUCCUGCUGGAGAGUUCAUGAUAGGUGACUCCACUGGUGCCAUCUUGGUCUGGUCACAUGACAACAAACUGUUCUCUCUUAAUGCAACUCUAUGUAGUCACACUCAGAAAGCUCAUAAG
Molecule: messenger RNA, 162 nt
Organism: Lymnaea stagnalis (great pond snail)
Lineage: Eukaryota; Metazoa; Mollusca; Gastropoda; Lymnaeidae
Source: the annotation of a GenBank genome assembly